AUGGUCGGCUCCCACGGGGACAUGGCGCCUGCCUCCACUGCUGAGGGGGCCGGGGAGAAGCCCGGCCCCGCGGCCCCUGCCCCUGCGGCCCAGUAUGAGUGCGGGGAGUGCGGCAAGUCAUUCCGGUGGUCCUCCCGACUCCUGCAUCACCAGCGCACGCACACAGGCGAGCGGCCCUACAAGUGCCCAGACUGCCCCAAGGCCUUCAAGGGCUCUUCGGCCCUGCUUUACCACCAGCGGGGCCACACGGGCGAGCGGCCCUACCAGUGCCCCGACUGCCCUAAGGCCUUCAAGCGCUCCUCUCUGCUGCAGAUCCACCGCAGUGUGCACACGGGCCUGCGCGCCUUUAUCUGCGGCCAGUGUGGCCUGGCCUUCAAGUGGUCGUCCCACUACCAGUACCACCUAAGGCAGCACACAGGCGAGCGGCCCUACCCGUGCCCGGACUGCCCCAAGGCCUUCAAGAACUCGUCCAGCCUCCGGCGCCACCGCCACGUGCACACGGGUGAGCGGCCCUAUACCUGCGGCGUCUGCGGCAAGAGCUUCACGCAGAGCACCAACCUGCGGCAGCACCAGCGCGUGCACACGGGCGAGCGGCCCUUCCGCUGCCCGCUCUGCCCCAAGACCUUCACCCACUCCUCCAACCUGCUGCUGCACCAGCGCACCCACGGCGCUGCCCCCGCCCCGGGCCCCCUGGUGUACCGCUGCGACGGCUGCGAGCAGGGCUUCGGUAGCGAGGAGCUGCUCGUGGAGCACCAGCCAUGCCCCGGGCCAGAGGUGGCGCCCCAGCCCCAGGACACACCCGCUGAGACGCCGAAGGCCGACCCCCCGCCGUCCCCUCUGCCACAGCCCCCGCCUGCCGCUGCCACACCCGCCCCGGGCUUCGCCUGCCUCCCAUGCGGGAAGUCCUUCCGGACUGUGGCCGGCCUCUCCCGCCACCAGCACAGCCACGGGGCGGCCGGCGGACAGGCGGGACAGGCGUUCCGCUGCGGCAGCUGCGACGGCUCCUUCCCGCAGCUGGCCAGCCUCCUGGCACACCAGCAGUGCCACGUAGAAGAGGCGGCCGCCGGGCGACCACCCCCCCAGGCUGAGGCUGCCGAGGUCACCUGCCCCCAGGAGCCGCUGGCACCUGCUGCCCCCGCGCCUCCGCCACCCCCACCAGCCCCCGCUUCUACAGAGCGGCCCUACAAAUGUGCCGAAUGCGGCAAGGCCUUCAAGGGUUCCUCGGGGCUGCGCUACCACCUGCGGGACCACACGGGCGAGCGGCCCUACCAGUGCGGCGAGUGCGGCAAGGCCUUCAAGCGCUCCUCGCUGCUGGCCAUCCACCAGCGCGUGCACACGGGCCUGCGCGCCUUCACCUGCGGCCAGUGCGGCCUCACCUUCAAGUGGUCGUCCCACUACCAGUACCACCUGCGGCUGCACUCGGGCGAGCGGCCCUACGCCUGCGGGGAGUGCGGCAAAGCCUUCCGCAACACGUCGUGCCUGCGGCGCCACCGCCACGUGCACACGGGCGAGCGGCCCCACGCGUGCGGCGUCUGCGGCAAGAGCUUCGCCCAGACCUCCAACCUGCGGCAGCACCAGCGCGUGCACACGGGCGAGCGGCCCUUCCGCUGCCCGCUCUGCCCCAAGACCUUCACCCACUCCUCCAACCUGCUUUUGCACCAGCGCACCCAUUCGGCCGAGCGCCCCUUCGCCUGCCCCAUCUGCGGUCGCGGCUUCGUCAUGGCCGCCUACCUGCAGCGGCACCUGAGGACGCACGCCCCGGCCAACACGGCCCCCAGUACCGCAGCCCCCGCCGCCGGCCCCCAGCCCCCUGCCCCACUGGCUGUCGCCCCGGCUCCACCAGCCACCCAAGACGUCCACGUGCUCCCCCACCUGCAGGCCACGCUCUCCCUCGAGGUGGCCGGGGGCACGGCCCAGGCCUCGACCUUGGGCCCAGCAGCCCCCAACUCCCAGACGUUCCUCCUGGUGCAGACUGCCCAGGGCCUCCAGCUGAUCCCCAGCAGCGUCCAGCCCCCUACACCUCCGCCUCCACCCGCGCCUCCCAAGCUCAUUCUGCUGCCCCCCUCCACUGCUGGGGGUGGGAGCGGCAGUGCAAGGCAGGGCCCUCGGGCUGCAGGGAAAGCUGGUCAGGGGGCAGGAGUAGUAUGGCUGCCAGGCCCUGGGGGCCUGGGGGUGCAGGGAGGAAGCAGUGCAGGGGCCAGUGGUGGAGGGCAGAGCCUCAUUGUUCUGCAGAAUGUGGGGGGCGGGGAGGCAGGGCCCCAGGAAGUGAGUGGAGUUCAGCUCCAGCCUCUGCGGCCAGCCCCGGAAGUGACCACGGUCCAGCUCCAGCAGGCACAGGAGGUGACCACAGUCCAGCUCCAGCCGGCACAGGAGGUGACUGCGGUCCAGCUUCAGCCGGCACAGGAGGUGGCCACGGUUCAGCUCCAGCCCGUGGCGGGCCAGCUUUCCAAUUCCAGCGGGGGAGCUGUGACUGCCGAGGCCCCCAGCCUGCUGGUUGUUCAGAGUGGGGCAGCCGAGGACUUGCUCACGGGCCCAGGGCCGGGGGCGGCGGGGGAAGGUGAGGCCAGCACUGGUGUGGUCCAGGACGUCCUCUUUGAGACGCUGCAGACAGACGAGGGCUUGCAGAGUGUGCUGGUGCUGAGCGGGGCCGAUGGGGAGCAGACCAGGCUGUGUGUGCAGGAGGUAGAAACCCUUCCCCCCGGGCUGAGCGAGCCGCCUGCCCCCGGCCCGCCGGGACAGAAACUCCUCAUCAUCCGCAGCGCCCCAGCCGCUGAGCUGCUGGAGAACGGCAGCGUUGGAGGAGGCUCCGCCACGCUGCAGCUCCUGGCCCCACCGCCACCUGGUCCAGCCUCUGUCCCCGCGGGACUCCCCGCUGCUCCCACCUCCCAGAUGGUGCAAGUGGUCCCUGCCGGGGCUGGGCCCGGUGUCAUGACCCCGCAGGGUCUACCCUCCAUCCAGAUUGUCCAGACUCUACCCGCAGUCCAGCUGGUGCACACGUUUUGAGGAGAGCCGCUCUUCCCGCCCCACACAGACCCCUACUGUCAGCCUUGGGUGGGGGAACUGCAGGCUGGGCUUGCUAAUAAAGACCCAGAAUCUCCACUCC
Messenger RNA from Propithecus coquereli (Coquerel's sifaka), 3103 nucleotides. It is a transcript of the gene ZNF628, whose product is annotated as zinc finger protein 628. Lineage: Eukaryota; Metazoa; Chordata; Mammalia; Primates; Indriidae. The record is from RefSeq and is a predicted model, not a curated record. The coding region runs from base 1 to 3003 and encodes 1000 amino acids. The transcript has 2 exons. Gene Ontology annotation, molecular function: DNA-binding transcription factor activity, RNA polymerase II-specific; RNA polymerase II cis-regulatory region sequence-specific DNA binding. Gene Ontology annotation, biological process: regulation of transcription by RNA polymerase II.